UCUCUCUCUUCCGACGCCUCUCUCUCCCUCUCUCUCUCUGCUCUUACGUUUCUUUCUUUGAGAAGUAGAGAACCUACAAACCUGGAUAUUAGAUACCUGAAUCCAUGGAGAGCACAGAUUCGUCAUCAGGCUCGCAGCAGCCUCAGCUCCCACCGGGCUUCCGUUUCCACCCAACCGACGAAGAGCUCGUCGUCCACUACCUGAAGAAGAAGGCGGCAUCCGCUCCACUUCCUGUCACCAUCAUCGCCGAAGUCGAUCUCUACAAGUUUGAUCCUUGGGAACUUCCAGAUAAGGCGACUUUCGGAGAACAGGAGUGGUAUUUUUUCAGCCCUCGAGACAGGAAAUACCCAAACGGAGUGAGACCGAAUCGAGCUGCUACGUCUGGCUAUUGGAAGGCAACCGGAACAGAUAAACCCAUAUUGACUUCUGGAGGGACUCAGAAGGUUGGAGUUAAGAAGGCUCUCGUUUUUUACGGAGGGAGGCCUCCCAAAGGUAUCAAAACCAAUUGGAUUAUGCAUGAGUAUCGACUUACAGACGGUAGCAUUUCCAAGCCUCCCAUUGUUGACAUUGCUUCCAAGAAGAGCUCUCUUAGGCUUGAUGAUUGGGUACUAUGCCGGAUCUACAAGAAGAAUAACUCCCAGAAGCCGAUGGAUCGGGACAAGGAAGAUUCCAUGGAUAACGUGCUUGGAUCUCUGCCAACAGAGAUCAAUGGCCCACGGAAUCAGAAAUCCCAAGGGCAGAAGCCCACCAGUUACAGUGUAUUGCUUGAAAACGAUGAGAACUUCUUUGAAGGCCUACUAACUGAAGAUGGCGUCAAUGGAAAUCCCAAUCCCAUACCCCAAUUAGCAUCAUCUACAAGUUCGAAGACUCAUCUCUCGAUGGUUCCAGCAGCCAUAGGUUCACUCCCCCAAAAGCGGACACUUGCAUCUCCAUACUGGAACGAGGUGGGAUCUGCAUCCAAGAGGCUCCAAAGCAUCAAUGAUAGCAUGAUCGGUGGCAGUAACAGCAAUUCGAUAUCGACGUUGAUCAAUCAACUUCCACAAGGGACUCCUUUCCAUCAUCAGACUCUUCUUGGGUCCAUGGGCGAAAGCGUUUUCCGGCAACAAUACCAGCUUCCAAGCAUGAAUUGGAAUUCCUGAUCUAGUUUUUUUUUUUUUUUUUUGGUUGGUGGGCCACCACCAAAUAGGGAAGACUAUGAAAUCAUUCUUCCUAUGGUCAAUAUACACAGCUCGAAGAGGAAUGAAAUCAGAAACUCCCUAGUGCCAUGUGUCAGCAUCCCAAAGGGCUGGUGAGCAUCAAACGCCCAUGCCGAUAUUUAGACACCGUUGGAUCUGGUGUCAGGGGUGAGAUUGGGGUCACAUGAAACAAGUACGGACCAAUGAAAAGGGAAGUAGGCCAUGGUUUUCUAUGACUAUAACGGUUUCUGCGAA
Messenger RNA from Magnolia sinica, 1430 nucleotides. RefSeq names its product NAC transcription factor 56-like. Lineage: Eukaryota; Viridiplantae; Streptophyta; Magnoliopsida; Magnoliales; Magnoliaceae. Gene Ontology annotation, biological process: regulation of DNA-templated transcription; system development. The record is from RefSeq and is a predicted model, not a curated record. Gene Ontology annotation, molecular function: DNA binding. The transcript has 3 exons. Bases 105 to 1139 code for a protein of 344 amino acids.